AUGUCGAAUCAGAAGACACGACCAGAGGUCGCAUGCUUCGACGGCAGCGGAGAUUUCUCGAUGUGGAAGAUCAGAAUGAUGGCUCACUUUGGAGUUGCAGGUUUGAAAGAUGUGAUUCUAAGUGAUGAUUUCGGGAUGUCUGUUGAUGAAGUCAAAACAGAGAUUCAGCAAACAGAAGCAGGUCCUGUCGAGGUUAAGGUUUCAGAAUCAAAGUUAGUUCCUGAUCCGGUGAAACUCGAGAAGGAUGAAAGAGCGAAAGAUAUGAUCAUCGUGAACAUUAGUGACUUUGUGCUUAGGAAAAUUGAGCACUGCACUACAGCAGCGUCUCAGUGGGCUCUCCUAGAUAGACUGUACAUGUCUAAGUCUUUACCAAAUCGAAUAUUUCUCCAGUCUCAGUUUUACACUUUCAAGUGUGAUGCAUCAAAAGCGACUGAUGUUAAUGUUGACGAUUUUCUCAAGAUUGUGGCUGAGAUGGGAAGUUUAGAUGUGAACGUGUCUGAUGAGAUCCAAGCCAUAGUUUUCCUGAAUGCUCUCCCUGCAAGCUUUGACCAGCUAAAGCAUACCCUUAAGUAUGGUAAGGAGUCACUAUGCUUGGAAGAAGUAAUCUCUGCAUCUAGGUCUCGGGAAAGAGAAAUUUCAGAAAGCAACAAAGGAGCUGCUACUGUGUUGUACACGAAUGAAAGGGGAAGGUCAAGUAAGAGAGAAUCGAAUGAUUCCCGGAAGAACAACAGUCGCAGCAGGUCAAAGAAUAGGAAGGUCACUUGCUGGUAUUGCAAGAAAGAAGAUCAUGUGAAGAAGGAUUGUUUUCUGAGAAAGAAAAGAAUGGGAAGUGACGACGAAGGAGAAGUUGCAGUAGCUUUGGAAGAGCUGAAUGUAACAGAAGAUGACUCAAAAGAGAAUUGGGUUAUUGAUUCAGGCUGCACACACCACAUGACUUCAAGGAGAGAUUGGUUUGUGGAUUUUACAGAGAAAGGGUCAAGCAAGAUUCUCCUUGGUGAUUUUCAUACAGUGGAAACACUUGGUAUGGGUACAAUCAGGAUUAAUACUCGAGGAGGUACAGUUAAGCUGAUGCACAAUGUGAGGUAUGUUCCUACUCUCUGUAGGAAUCUCAUAUCAACGGGAACUCUAGACAAGCUUGGUUUCGUUCAUACUGGUGGAAACGGGAAGAUACAGUUUCACAAAAAUAACAAGCUUUCUCUACAAGGAACUCUGAGGAAUAGUCUCUACAUCCUAGAUGGAGAAACAGUUACAGAAGAGCUGUGUAACAGUGAGACUAAGGUUCAAGUUCCUCUUUGGCAUAGCAGAUUGGGUCACAUGAGUUACAAGAAUCUGCAGGUCCUAGUUAGAGGUGGAGUUCUAAAGCAGAAAGAGAUUGGUAAAGAAAUCUUUUGUGAGCAUUGUGUGAUGGGUAAAUCGAAGAAGGUCAGCUUUGCAUCAGGAAAGCAUAACUCAAAUCAUGUCUUGGAGUAUGUACAUGCAGAUCUUUGGGGAUCGCCUAAUGUGCAAAUCUCAUUGUCAGGAAAUCAGCAUUUUUUUUCAAUAAUCAAUGAUCACUCAAGGAAGGUUUGGAUCUGGUUUCUCAAAACUAAAGAUGAGACGUUUUCUAAGUUUUGUGAAUGGAAGAACCUUGUGGAGAAUCAGGUGGAUAGAAAGGUGAAGUAUCUAAGGACUGACAAUGGCUUAGAGUUCUGUAAUAAUGCCUUUGAUGAGUUCUGCAGGGAGAAUGGUAUUACGAGGCAUAGAACAUGCACUUAUACUCCCCAGCAAAAUGGAGUUGUUGAGAGAAUGAAUAGAACUAUCAUGGAGAAAGUUAGAUGCUUAUUGAGUGAGUCUGGUUUGAAAGAAGCGUUUUGGGCUGAUGCUGCGGCAACGUCGGUGUAUAUUAUCAAUAGAUCACCGUCAUCUACAAUUGGUUUCAAGUGUCCUGAAGAAAUUUGGUUGGGAAAGCAACCAGGAUACAAGCACAUGAAGAAGUUCGGUUCUGUAGCUUAUGUGCAUAUUGAUCAAGGAAAGCUGAAACCACGAGCUGUCAAAGGAAUAUUUAUUGGUUAUCCUACUGGUACAAAGGGAUACAAAGUAUGGCUGCUCGAAGGCGGGAAGUACGUGGUAAGCAGAAACGUGAAGUUUCAUGAAGAAAAAGUUUACAAGGACUUAGCUCAAGAAAAAACAGAGGUUCCAGCUGACAAGAAUGCAUCUACGUCUGUCAUAAAACCAGUAGAUGCAGAGAAAACUCAAGGAGACUUAUCUCAGGAUAAAGGAGAUUCAAAUCUAGGUGGAGUUACUCAUGAUCUAUCAAGCGACAGUGAAGAUGAUAAUGAUGAUGAUAAUGAUGAGUCUUCUUCAGAGACAAGAGAGACAACAAACACAAGUUUGUCUAACUAUCAAGUCGCAAGAGACAGACCAAGAAGGUUAAAAGUACGUCAUGCGAGAUAUAACGACUAUGAUUGCUCUGAAGAAGAGAUAGCUUUUGCUUUGUGUAUGUCAGAAUUGAUGAACAUUGAAGAACCUCGAGAUUACAAUGAAGCAAAAGAAAGCAGAGAAUGGCUUAAAUGGAGUUCUGCAGCUGAUGAAGAGAUGGAUUCUUUGCUCAAGAAUAAAACUUGGAUUUUGGUGGAUAAGCCUAAAGACAGAAAGAUCAUCAGCGACAGAUGGCUAUUUAGGUUAAAAUCUGGUAUUGAAGGAGUUGAGCCAGAAAGGUACAAGGCUCGCCUUGUUGCAAGAGGAUUCUCACAAAAGGAGGGAAUUGAUUAUCAGGAAGUUUUUUCUCCCGUAGUGAAGCAUGUGUCUAUAAGAGUCUUGCUAACAUUGGUGGUAAACUUAGAUUUGGAGCUUGAGCAGAUGGACGUAAAGACGGCGUUUCUACAUGGAAACCUUGAAGAGGAUUUAUACAUGUACCAACCUGAAGGUUAUGUGGAUGAAAAGCAGAGAGAUAAAGUAUGUUUGCUCAAGAAAUCAUUAUAUGGGUUGAAGCAAUCCCCAAGGCAAUGGAACAAGCGGUUUGAUGAGUUCAUGAAGACACAAGACUUUACGAGAAGUAAGCAUGAUCAGUGUGUUUACACUAAAGAGAUUUCACAUGAGAACUACAUAUAUCUUCUAUUAUAUGUAGAUGACAUGUUGUUGGCUGCAAGAGACAUGUCUGAUAUUGUGAAUCUUAAGAAGCAAUUGAGUUCGACUUUUGAGAUGAAGGAUUUGGGAGCUGCCAGAAGAAUAUUGGGAAUGGAAAUUAUUCGGGACAGAGUUAAUGGCACAUUACGACUUUCUCAGUCAAGUUACUUGAAGAAAGUGAUAGAGAAUUUUAGAAUGACGGAUUCUAAGAGUUCUCAAACUCCCAUUGGUGCACAUUUCAAGUUGUCAUUGGUUACAGAAGAUGAAGAAUGCAUUGAUACUGAGGUAACUCCUUAUUCUUCUGCAGUUGGAAGCAUAAUGUAUGCUAUGAUAGGUUCUAGACCGGACUUAGCUUAUGGUAUUGGUUUAGUUAGUCGGUUUAUGAGCAGACCUGGUAGUAUACAUUGGGAAGCUGUGAAGUGGUUGCUUAGAUACAUCAAAGGUUCAUUAGAUGUUGAGCUCCUCUACACUAAAGAUAAGAAUCUGGAUAUACAAGGCUAUUGUGAUUCAGAUUAUGCUGCUGAUUUGGAUAAGAGAAGGUCUAUCUCUGGAUAUGUUUUUACGGUUGGAGGUAAUGUCGUGAGUUGGAAGUCAAACUUACAGCGUGUGGCGGCUUUGUCAACGACAGAAGCUGAGUAUAUCGCAUUGACGGAAGCUGUGAAAGAAGGAAUAUGGCUUAGGGGGUUACUUCAAGACUUUGGGUUCAAGCAAGAAGCGUGA
Molecule: messenger RNA, 3825 nt
Organism: Microthlaspi erraticum
Lineage: Eukaryota; Viridiplantae; Streptophyta; Magnoliopsida; Brassicales; Brassicaceae
Source: the annotation of a GenBank genome assembly